Messenger RNA from Diceros bicornis minor, 831 nucleotides. Its product is annotated as placenta-specific gene 8 protein-like. The transcript has 5 exons. The coding region runs from base 211 to 552 and encodes 113 amino acids. Gene Ontology annotation, biological process: positive regulation of transcription by RNA polymerase II. The record is from RefSeq and is a predicted model, not a curated record. Lineage: Eukaryota; Metazoa; Chordata; Mammalia; Perissodactyla; Rhinocerotidae.
CUGAUUGCGGCCGGCCCUGUUGUGGGCUCUGUGCAGCCGCCCUGGAGAAUUCCGAGGCACAUCAGGUCGGGGACAUAACCAACGUUAGUGGAUGGCAAAUGCGGGUGCCCGGUGGAACCCGCCUUCCGCGCCCAGCUGCGGCUCGCUGUCACCAACCUAAGUGCCUAGAGGUCAGACCAGAUCACAGCCAUUUAAGACCCUGCAUCGAAAAUGCAAACUUCUGCGCCGGUGGUCAUUGUGACUCAGCCCGGAUCUGGUCGCAUUGCCCAAACCUCCAACUGGCAGACUGGCAUGUGCGAUUGCUUCAGCGACUGCGGAGUCUGUUUCUGUGGCACAUUUUGUUUCAUGUGCCUUGCAUGUCAAGUUGCAUCUGAUAUGAAUGAAUGCUGUCUCUGUGGAACAAGUGUCGCCAUGAGGACCCUCUACAGGACCCGAUACGGCAUCCCUGGAUCCAUUUGUGAUGACUUUAUGGUGACCCUUUGCUGUCCUCAAUGUUCUCUUUGCCAAAUCAAGAGAGACAUCAACAGAAGGAGAGCCAUGAAUACUUUCUAAAAGAAAAAUACUGGUGAAGCGCUCUUAUUGAAGCAACUGAAAUCGGCAGAUACCUCUUCAGCUUGAGUACUUCUCUACCUUUUGCUACUGAAAUAUGAUAGAUAAAUUUAAUCACAACCAUGGUGUAAAAAAAAUGAAAUUUUUACUUAUUUUAAAUGAAUACUGUCCUUUAGUUUUGCUAAAUGGCCCAAGUUUCUCCUUGAUUAUUAUAUUUUUCUGGCUUAUAAAUUUUGUAUUACAUUUAAAAUGUAAACCAAAUAAAAGAUUGUACUAACACGA